UCUGCAUUCUUUUCCAGUGAUGAAUGAGUUAAAUUGAUUCAUUAAUCAGAGCCCUGGCAGACUUCAUUAAGAGCUCUAAAUUUUUGCUGAGUGAAAGAACAAAGAAAAGUAGCAACAAUAAUGUCUCCGUUCAAGGAUUUAUAACAAGAUUUUCAUCUUUCACAAGCUGGUAUUGGAAUAUUAUUUGUCACUUGACGUAAGUCUGGGGUAUAUCCCAUUUUCAGUGAUAAACGGAACAGAUUUAAAAAUCGUUGUGACCAACUGAAAAGAAAUGUUAAACAAGGAGUGGGGAAGUUAAGCCAUUUGAAAGAAGCAAAGAACGAUGUCCAGCUACACUACUGCCAGAAGAUGACCACAGGCACAUCCUUUGUCACGUCUGUAACUACAUAGUCACCCUUUCUUCUUUGCAACCAGCUUUGCAAGAUGGAAGAUCAGAAGAUUUUCUAACAAUGGCAACAGCUUAGUAGGUAACAUGCCUACAUCUGGGACUAGCAGAAAAGAAGGUCAUGAAUUCUUACUGCAUAAAAGGAAAUAUUCAAAUGCUUCAGAGACCCCUGAGAAUGUGAAGGAAUCAAAUGUCAGUGUGGUAGUCAGAGUUCGUCCACUGAACAAAGCAGAGCUUAGUCGAGGAGAAAAUGCUGUGGUACAUUGUCCUGGGCAAGGAACUAUACUGGUGAGCAAAUCGGCUAGCAGUGGAAGUCAAGAAAAGGCCUUUGCUUUUAGCACAGUAUUUGGACCAGAAGCCCAGCAAUAUGAAAUAUUUGAGUAUUCAGGGGUGAAGCGACUGAUUGAUCUUUCUAUUCAGGGAUACUCCUGUACACUGUUUGCAUUUGGACAGACUGGAUCAGGAAAAACUUUCACCAUCAUGGGACCUCAGCAAAUGUGUGACACCCAGCAUGAUCAGAACGUGCAUGGGCUAAUACAGAGGUCAUUUGUAUACCUUUUGGAGAAGAUCCGGUCUAAAGCAGCAGAGGUUACCCUGAAUGCAUCUUACAUAGAGAUUUACAAUGAACAGGUGAGGGACUUGCUGAACUCCAAGUUGGCUGACUCUCUUCCCCUUCGCUGGAGCAAGACCAGAGGGUUCUAUGUGGAAAACCUGAUAACGGUAGAGUUUGGGACCAUAGAGAGCAUCAUGAGCAUCGUAAGGGAAGGCACUAAGAACAGGCAAACUUCAUCUCACACCCUUAAUGACAACUCCAGCCGCAGUCAUUCUAUACUGACGAUAUAUGUGAAAAGCGAAGUGGUGAACCAAGAAAACAGUGCUCACUAUCUUACCAAACAUGGCAAGCUAUGCUUUGUGGACCUAGCAGGAAGUGAGAAGGUGAAGAAAACUGGAUCCACGGGAGAGUUAAUGAUGGAGGCAAACAACAUCAAUUGCAGUUUGCUUACUUUAGGAAACUGCAUCUCUGCUCUAGUAGACUCUAAGAGGAAAGAUGGACAUAUUCCCUACAGGGACAGCAAACUCACCAAGCUACUGGCUGAUUCUCUGGGUGGAUCUGGAGUCACACUAAUGAUUGCUUGCAUAUCACCGUCCAUCUUCAACCUACAAGAAACAUUAAACACUUUAAGGUAUGCCAGUCGAGCCAGAAAAAUCAAGAACAGGCCUAUGGCAAGAAUGGACCCUAAAGGAAAGCUGGUCCUUGCAAUGGAACAGGAAAUCAGACGUCUGAAAACAGAAAAUGUGUUUCUCCGGCAACAGCUCUCACUGCCUCCUAUUGAUAAACAGAACUGUGAAAGUGAAAGUAAGCUGAAAAAAUCUGCUUACAGUCUAUCUGAAAGUUCAACUGAAUCUGAAGAUCCCCCAAGAAAAUCAAUACUUCACCCAGAUCCAGGUCUUUAUGGCAUGUUGCAAGAAUUUCUAAUGGAAAAUGAAAGUCUCAGGCAGGAGAACAACCAGGUGCUGAACAGCAGAGACAGUAUCAGACAGGAGAUGCAGAGCAUUCUGUGGGAAAACAGUCGACUGUUUCGAAAGUUAGGAGAACUGGAAAGAGUGAUGUCCUCUUCUCCAGCAGCCAGCAGUCACAGUCUUAUCUACAGUGACAGCAUCAGUGGGAACUUGUCUCUUCCACUGUCACUCUGCAGUGGAUACUGUCCAGCUCAUUGUUUGCAGCAGGUAACAAACUCGCCUCCCUUGGAGCCAUUUCUGAAUGCAAGGGGUACAAAACAUGUCAUUUGCCAGAGUAAUCUCCAGCAACAAGAAGUUCAACACCACAUGCAGCAGCAGCCAAAACAAAGCUGUGACUCUCGGCUUUUUAACAGAAAAACAAGCCAGAUUAAGCAUGGAAAUUAUGUGAAUCACUUCCAGAUAAUGAAGGAAUCCAAAAGUCAAAGAAGUGAAGAAAAAGCACAAGAAAAAGUCAUUCCUUCUGCCCCUCCUUUGGACUUGAUUCCUGUUUAUAGGCCUGAGGCCAUCUCCAGAGAGGCAUAUGACAGAACAAAAAAAGAGCAUAAUCUGUCUUUUGGUCAGGUUAUCGAAGAGCUUCAUUCCUUAGAUCAUCAGAUGAAAUACUGCAGCAAUGGUAAUAAAACUUCCCAGAAUCCUCGUGGUGGCGGCUACCAUAGUCAACAAGAGCACUGGUUGUCCAAAGCAGCAAAGCAAAAAGUCUGACCAGCUCUUCUUUUGUUGUGAAAAUUGCAUACUGUAUUUUCUGACAGAUGUGAAUGUUUACAUUUCACUGCUCUAUAACCUGUCCUCCUGUGUCAAUAUGACUGUCAAGUUCUCUGUUAAGAGCCCCAGUUUCUUAUAUUCCACUUCAGAAGUGAAAGUUGUAUGGAUAGCUUCACAUGGCAAUAACAAAAUGUGUUAUAACAGUUUUUAAAGGAAUAAGAUAAAUCCUUAACUGCAUAGAAAUAUUCAAGCGACUGUAUUAGACCAGGACAUUAUCAUGGGUUGCCAACAUAACUUUCUUUGUUGUUACGUCCUUGUUAAAAUAAAAAUCUAGUGAAAUUGUU
Molecule: messenger RNA, 2952 nt
Organism: Protopterus annectens (West African lungfish)
Lineage: Eukaryota; Metazoa; Chordata; Ceratodontiformes; Protopteridae
Gene: KIF12
Product: kinesin family member 12
Exons: 20
Coding region: 473-2608 (711 amino acids)
Biological process (GO): microtubule-based movement
Molecular function (GO): microtubule binding; ATP binding; microtubule motor activity
Source: RefSeq, a predicted model, not a curated record